AUGGAAACUAAACCUCUGGGCUCUUACCCCAACUCUGGCAUCGACGUUCUCGUCGUUGGUACUGGUCUUGCAGGUUUGGCUGCUGCUCUCGAAUGUAUUCGCAAGGGCCACAAUGUCAAGGUUCUUGAGCGCAAUGCAACAAUCAACACUGCCGGAGACAUGUACUUCAUGGGUCUCAGCGCUACCCGCUUCUUCAACCACUGGCCUGAGAUGAAGAAGGAGUACGACUCAAUUGGUCUCCACGAUGCCUACAUUGAGACCUUCAUGCACUCUGGUCAGCAAAUGAUCAAGCCCCUCAGAGUUGCCGACCGUCUCAAGGCUCAGGGUCUCGACCCUGGCACUCCUCCUGGUACUUUCCAGAUGCGCCCUCUCGUCUACAAGAUGUUCGUCAACCAGGUCGAAGCUCUUGGUGUCAAGGUCGAGUUCGGCCGCCGCGUCGUCGACUACUACGAGGAUAUCGAGAGGAACAAGGCCGGUGUUGUCUGUGAUGACGGCCAGAAGUAUGAGGCUGAUGUUGUCAUCGCCGCCGACGGUGUCGGCUCCAAGUCUCAGAAGCUUGUCGGUGGCCAGGUCAGAGCAGUUUCCUCAGGCAGAGCCAUGUGGAGAGCUGCUUUCCCUAUCGAGCACCUUGACAAGGAUCCUGAGGUCAAGGAGUUCUUUUCCAUGGUCAACGGCCAGAACCCCAUCGUCCGUACAUGGCUUGGCCCUGGCACUUACGCCUUGACCCUCACCCGCCCUGACACCAUGAUCUGGAUCAUGAACCACGACGCCACUGGUAGCGAAGCCGAGUCUUGGAACAACACUAUCGACCACGAGGAAGUGUUGGAGGGUAUGGACAAGGUCCCUGGACCCAACAAGUGGGCACCCAUCUUCAAGAGACUUGUAAAGUGCACACCAGACAAUACCAUCAUCAACUUCGAGCUUCUGUGGAGAAACCCUCAGCCUACCUGGUUGUCUCCUGGAGCUCGCGUCGUCCAGAUCGGUGAUGCUGCUCACUCUUUCUUGCCUGCCUCUGGUAACGGCGCCACUCAAGCCAUUGAGGAUGCCGUCACUAUUGCCUCUUGCUUGCAACUUGCUGGCAAGGACCGCAUUGACGAUGCCGUCCGUGCUCACGUCAGAGUUCGUUUCAUCCGUAACUCUUGCGCACAGAAGCUUGGCUUCAGCAACGCAGAGCUCCUCCAGGACACCGACUGGGAGAAGGUAAAGCUCGACCCCCGCAGGGCUGCUCCCAAGCUUCCCAAGUGGGUCUGGAGCCACGACCCCGAGCACUACAUUCACUCAAACUACGACAACAUUGUCGAUGGUAUGAAGAAGGGCAUCAGACACGAAGACGACGAGCGUGUCCCACCCAACUACCCUCCUGGCUACCGCUACGAGCCAUGGAACAUCGACGAGAUCAUGGAUGCCAUGAGAAAUGGCAGACCCGUCGAGCUUGGUGCUGGUGACUGGGACUAG
Aureobasidium melanogenum CBS 110374 is the source of this 1455-nucleotide messenger RNA. Its product is annotated as monooxygenase. NCBI's taxonomy places the organism in Eukaryota, Fungi, Ascomycota, Dothideomycetes, Dothideales, Saccotheciaceae. The record is from RefSeq and is a predicted model, not a curated record. The transcript has 2 exons. Gene Ontology annotation, molecular function: FAD binding; monooxygenase activity. The coding region runs from base 1 to 1455 and encodes 484 amino acids. Gene Ontology annotation, biological process: secondary metabolite biosynthetic process.